AUGGCCCAACCGUUCAAAAUCCUCCACCUUCCUACCUUGCCUCUUCAAAAUGUUCUGCAGUUUUUAAACCCAAUCGAGUUAUUCGAAUUAUCUCAAUGCUCCCAUAAAAUGACAUCCAUCGUACCUCUAGCCGGAACAAAAAAGUUUAAGAGUCGCAUUAAUUCUUCAUCUGGCUGCAUCGAAAUCAACAAUUACGUGUUUCGUGUAAACUGUAUCCAUCUCAAAACGGGAUACAAGUUUCGAGGAAAGCGAAAGUUUAUGGGAAUCAUUGCAGAUGUUGCAUAUGAAUCGGAGCACAAGAUAACUAGUUUUUGGGAUAACACACAUAUCGGAUUGAAAAAUGUACUGUUUUACGUCACAAAAGUUUUUGGCUGCCCCAUUAAUUCUUUUAAAUCGUUGUGGAUGCCAGCAGAGAUCCACAACUCAAUUAUUGAUUUUAUAAUCACCCGUCAGUCGGAUAUCGAAACAUUAGAGAUUGAUGCAGAUUCAUUGACCGAUGAAGAUGUAAUGAAAAUAUUCAGAAGUCUUCGAAUCACCGAAGACUUGGAACUGAGGUACAGAUUUUCUAGGUCUCAGGCUAUUCCAUAUAACACCAAAUCAGUUCUGAUUAGCCACUCGUAUUGGAUCACUCCAACUCAUUUAAGUGUUAUGAAAAAGUGUACAGUUAUUAUCCUUAAACAGUCUACUCUAACAGACGACGAUAUGAAGUGGUUCUUAGAAAGCUGGAAACUAGGAGAAUAUCCAAACCUCGAGUACUUAUUAAUCAAGAGUAAUGCACUUAGCAGUAACUUUACGGCAUUCGGACUGCAAUCCCUCCAAAAUAAUGUCGAUCCAAAUGUCUUCUCGAAAGAUAUUCUCGGUAAACACAGAACCAUAUAUAGAACAAUCGACAUCCGACGAGAUGAUGGAGUCGUCUCCAAAAUUCACUUCAACGGCAAAGACGGCACUGUUGAGCUUCUUGUUUUGUAA
Messenger RNA from Caenorhabditis remanei, 969 nucleotides. RefSeq lists its product as uncharacterized. The coding region runs from base 1 to 969 and encodes 322 amino acids. NCBI's taxonomy places the organism in Eukaryota, Metazoa, Nematoda, Chromadorea, Rhabditida, Rhabditidae. The record is from RefSeq and is a predicted model, not a curated record. Gene Ontology annotation, biological process: embryo development. The transcript is spliced from 3 exons. Gene Ontology annotation, molecular function: protein binding.